UGUAAUUUACAAAAGAGCCCUCACCUUAUCCCCGCGAAGCCGCGAGACUCCACCAUCGGUAUGCGGCUUCACCGUCGGUGAGCAAAGGGAGCAAAACGCAUCUUCCCGAUGGCUUCUUCCUCGUCGUCGUCGCCGCAGCUCUCUCUUCUCCUCCUCCGGCCUCUCCGGUGCAGACCCGUCCCCCUAUCGAAGCACAGGAAGCCGUUCCUCUCGCCAAGAACUGGCCGCGUAGCAGCAGGAGCAGAGCAGCGGUUGCUGCUCCCACCGGUGACCGGCCGGUGGAGGAAGAGCUGGAGGAGGGACGGAGGCUUCUCUUGUUUCUCAUACAAUACCAACAACAAGCCGCCCCCUCCUUCCGAUAAGCUUGUGACAUUAUCUGGACAUAAGCAGAGUUCGGACGAGUGCCUGAUCCUUCGCCGGUGGGAUGUCCCAUGGGAGUGGCAAACCAUUGUGCUCACCAUGGUGGGCUGCGGAGUAAGCUUUGUUCUGACAGGAUUGGUUGAGCAAUCGGUUUUGUCAUACGUGGGGUUUAAAGCUGUGGAGGCAACUAUAGAUGAGAAGGCAGAAAUACUCUUUCUUGGGCAACUUAGCGUGACAGUAGUUGUGCUUGGUGUCAUAUUUGGCAUCACCAACACCUUUCGACCAUUCCCAGAUGAUGUAUUUCGCUAUGAUAUUAGAGAACCAUUCAAGCUGCAGAAUGGAUGGCUUUUGUGGGCUGGAGUUGGCCUCUUUGGAGCAAUAAUUUCUAUUGCUAUAGCCGGAGCUGCUAUGACCUAUCUGAAUGGUGAAACUCCAGAGAGAGAGACUGAUUCACUAGUCCUUUUAUUGCCACUGAUUGGCUCAUCCACUACCAGCACUGCCUUUUUGGUGGGAAUUACUGGAGUUCUAGCACCACUUUUGGAGGAGACUGUGUUUCGAGGAUUUCUAAUGGUAUCCUUGACUAAGUGGUUUCCUACUCCAGUUUGUGUACUUGUCAGUGCUGCUGUAUUUGCCCUUGCUCAUCUGACCCCUGGACAGUUUCCACAGCUGUUUAUACUUGGUGUUGCAUUGGGGUUUUCAUAUGCUCAAACCCACAAUCUUCUAACUCCUAUCACAGUACAUGCGUUCUGGAACUCGGGAGUAAUAUUGCUGCUAACCUUUCUUCAGCUGCAAGGAUAUGAUAUCAAGGAGCUCUUGGGGGCAUCGUGAAGGCUCAAUAACUUCAGCAAAACCACCUGGAAGCAAUUACGGGUCUACUUUAGUUUACUCUUUAGCGAAUCCAUCAAGCAUGAAUUCUUUCGGAUGUAACAACAAAAAGUGCACACAUGUUGAAGAAAAACUAAGCAGGCAGUUAGAGAGUUCAGCUGAGACGUUAACCGUUUCUCGAAUCAAAACUUGCUCUGUUUGUGCAUUGGGGGAUUAAGUCCUUAAGUUUUUUAUAGGAAUAUUUAACAUUCAUAGGGCUUUAAUAGGGUAAAAUUUGUCCGACUGGAAUGAUUUAGUAGCAAAGUUGGCAUUUGUGCAACUUAAUGAUCAA
This is a messenger RNA of Phragmites australis (common reed), 1516 nucleotides long. RefSeq lists its product as uncharacterized. The record is from RefSeq and is a predicted model, not a curated record. NCBI's taxonomy places the organism in Eukaryota, Viridiplantae, Streptophyta, Magnoliopsida, Poales, Poaceae. The coding region runs from base 109 to 1188 and encodes 359 amino acids. The transcript is spliced from 10 exons. Gene Ontology annotation, biological process: CAAX-box protein processing. Gene Ontology annotation, molecular function: metalloendopeptidase activity. Gene Ontology annotation, cellular component: membrane.